Molecule: messenger RNA, 1935 nt
Organism: Peromyscus leucopus (white-footed mouse)
Lineage: Eukaryota; Metazoa; Chordata; Mammalia; Rodentia; Cricetidae
Gene: Ccdc182
Product: coiled-coil domain containing 182
Exons: 1
Coding region: 799-1260 (153 amino acids)
Source: RefSeq, a predicted model, not a curated record
AUGUUUAUGUUUGGAGCCCUGGAGGGAGGUCUGGGCGAGAGAUUGCAAUCUGCAAAAGCAGAGGUUUGUGAGCCACAUGUGGUUAGAAACUAGAGUAAGCGGGCAAAAACACAAGAUUUACCCAUCUACAUUUCCCCCCCUUUCUUAUCUGCCACCAUCCAGAUAUGUUGAGGAACAUGGACUUACUCACAUUCGUCCCCUAGUUCCAGAACCCAGCCAGCACUCAGGAAGUUUUUACUGAAUAAAUAUGAACGGCUCAUUUUUAUGCAAGCACAUUUAUCCCAACAAGAAGAUCAUCUAACCAUCCUGGCAUCAUUGAAGGAUAUGGACUCGGGAUUAGAAUACUCCUUUAGCACCUUAGAGCUAUGAAUCGGCCAUCAUCUCUUAUGAGGACCCUGUCUCACUGGCGAGGCUGAAGGAAGCCCAGAUACCAGGCUGUAAUACCGCCCGUGCUCCUUGUGGGGUGGGAAGCUGCGCAGUCUCGGCAGUCUGUGAACCUGACCUGGUCUACCUUGUCUUGGCCAGUGUUUUCCCACUCUCUGGGAUUUAGCUCGCCCUUGGGAUUAAAGGAACGCUUGGACUCUGGUUCUGAGUUAGACUUGGGAAGCAAGCACAGUUAUUAAGUUCUCAACCAAGGAAGCUGCAGUAUGCAAAGUAGUGAACUGGAGCUUUCCUUCUGAUUGGCUGACGGGCCCUGACGUCACAAUCGAGAUGGGUCUAGCCACUCCAAAUGAUAGCGCCUCUAGCCCCCAAAUAACUGACUCAGUUGGUUUCUUGGCUUCCUCUCUGUAGGAGGAGAUGAUGGAAGCCCUCUUUCAAGCAGGGUCCAUCCUUAUGAAGGUGAAUACCUUACAGGGCAGGAAGAUGGUGGAGAGUGCGCUCCAGUCUGGGGACCUUUCCCUGUCUCACUCAUGGCCCUCCUGCCUCCCUCUACCAGCCGACUUGGAGAUCCUGCAGCAGAAAGUGGCCGCGGUGCAAAGGGAGCUGGAGGACUUCAAGAAGGAGGCUCUGAAGGCCAUCAGCUACCUGGAGGACGCCUUCUGCGAGAUGAACGGCGUCCUGGCCCAGCAGGAGGAGCAGGCUGCUCGCGUGAAGCAGCGGCUGAGGGAGGAGGAGGACCGGGGCGUCGUUCGCAACAAGGUGCUCACCUUCCUCCUGCCCCGGGAGAAGCAGCUUCGUGAACACUGCCAGCGGCUGGAGAACAUGCUGGCCAGGAGCCACGACCCGGGGCGAGUCACCAGGAAGAGCCAGGACGAUUGAAGGGCCCGCGCGCAUGCGCCUGGGCUGGAGGGCAACUGGACGAUUUUUGUGUGUGUGUGUGUGUUUUUUUUAAUGGAAGGACAAACGCUAAGUCCCCAUUUAUUCCCUCUCCCCAUUUUUAUUGCUUUCCUGCUACCACCACACAGAGGCAAAAGAAAAAAAAAAAAAAAAAGGAAACAAAUACGGUUUUUUGGGUGAAGUUCCAUUUAUCCAGCUCCUUAAGGAAGGACUUUCACUCCAUCUGCUUCCUGUUUGUAAUGGUACAGUUGCUUGGAUGUGUAGCAUUUUCUCCUGUAUACUCUUAAAACUGGCUGUGUUGAACAGAUUUACCUUUCUUUUAAUGACUCCAGGCUUUCGUGAUUCAUCACUUAACCAUCGGUUUACUGACGCGGGUCAACGUGUGGUCUACACCGUGAGGGGGAUGGCCCACAUCCUGAAACGGCCUCAGAUGGCUGCACUGUGUGAUUCCUGACCUCACUGCUUGUUUUUUCAGGCUGCUGGCGUCCCUGGGCUGUCGUCUGUCUCUUUUCCUGACUGCUUUUGUAGAACUCGGCUUCCUGUCCGUUUAGCCUGUCCCGGUUGCUGCUUGUGGUGGACCUUGCUAGGGCUCUGCCGGGAGAACACACUGACCUCCAGGUGACACCUGGGAGACGCACAAUAAAACAGUGAAAGAGA